AUGCGCAACACCGUGUUCAUCGUCUCUGUCUUGGCCUCUGUCGCCUCCGCUUCCAUUAUCGAGCGCCAGGACCCCGUCACUGUCACCAACACCGUCACCGUCACCAGCUGCCCCGCCGCCGUCAGCGACUGUGCCGCCUCCACAAAGUACAUCACCGUGCCCUGUGCUACCAAACAGAGCGCCUCGCAUGCCAGCGGUUCUGACACUCCCGCGCCGGCCCCUCCUGCUGCUGCGGCGGGCUCCGCUCAUUCUACUGCUGCAGCUGAACCCGCCCUGCAUUCUGCCGGCGCUGUUUCCCCUCCCGGUUCGACUCAUCUUGCCGCUGCCGGUUCGGCCCCUCUUGCUGCCGGCGAUGCCCCCGCUCUCGGCGGCUCCGAGAAAGCUGCGACUGCGUCUUCGACUCCACCUGCGACUGCAGGUUCGGCCUCUCCCCCAGCGUCCGGCUUAGCCCCUCCUCCUGCUGGCGGAUCAGCCCAUCCUGCCAGUGCUGCCCCGGCUCCCAGCGGCUCCGAGCAGGCUGCUGCAGCUUCUGCGCCGGCCCCUCCCGCAGCCACCGGCAGCUCCACCGGCGCCGGGCCCGUCAACGGCAAUAGCAGCACCGUUUCCGCAUCUGUGGGCAACGAGAGUGAGGGCUGCACCGCCCACGGCGGAUGCGGCACCGAGCUUCCCAUCGCAACGCUGAGGUCCACGUCCACGUCCAUCGCCACCCUCGCCGUCUCCAAAUCGUCCGCCGCCGUCUUCUCUGCCGGCUCCGCCAGUGCCACGCCCUCCUGCCCUCCUGGUGGCUGCGACCCUCCUCAAGUUAGCCGCGCUUCGACCAGUUCGGUCUCCCUGGCUGCCGGUGUCGCCGUGAUCGUCGCUACUCUAUCUUUCUUUUGA
This is a messenger RNA of Beauveria bassiana ARSEF 2860, 879 nucleotides long. RefSeq lists its product as uncharacterized. The coding region runs from base 1 to 879 and encodes 292 amino acids. The transcript has a single exon. The record is from RefSeq and is a predicted model, not a curated record. Lineage: Eukaryota; Fungi; Ascomycota; Sordariomycetes; Hypocreales; Cordycipitaceae.